Saccharomyces kudriavzevii IFO 1802 is the source of this 573-nucleotide messenger RNA. RefSeq lists its product as uncharacterized. NCBI's taxonomy places the organism in Eukaryota, Fungi, Ascomycota, Saccharomycetes, Saccharomycetales, Saccharomycetaceae. The record is from RefSeq and is a predicted model, not a curated record. The transcript has a single exon. The coding region runs from base 1 to 573 and encodes 190 amino acids.
AUGCUCUCAUAUUAUGAACACAAUACUGCGUUCCAAGCAAACAAUUGCAACUCGGGUAGCAAUGCCGCCACAACAUACAGCAACAACAGCAGUAAUGAGUCCAUCGUAAAUAAAAGAAAUAAUGAUCAUUUUGAGUUUGACACACACGCGUUCUACCAAAGACCCAAGAGAACAAAGCGAGAUUCCGCGAAUACAAGGUCUUCGUCUAGUGCCGGAGCCGCUAACAGUUAUAAUGGCAGUAGUGCUAGUGCCGCCAAUAAUAAUAAUAUUCCAUAUCAGAAAAAUACCGAGAUGUCUCCCUUGCAGUCGGCCAACAUGCGCCAGAGCAUGGACAACCAUUCACUAAGCGAGUCCGAAUUUUACUCAGAAACGGAAGAAUACAUGAUUCACGGUUAUUUCGGUAGGAAUAAUCACGAAAUAACUGGCGACGUUACUAGUGGGAGCGCCAGUGCUAUUCAACACCAGUACCAUUUUCUGCCCCCUCAAAAUACAAUUGCAUCACAUCUACCCAGUACCGCCAUAACCACGCUAACUAGCAACAAUAUUGCAGACGACUACAUGGAUAUAGACUAA